CGUUCCAGUGCUGCAGAUCGGAGACAUGAGCAGGUUGCUCACGGAGCCCAUCAGCAGCAGCUUCAGAGAAGAUGCCCCUCGCCCUCCGGUGCCGGGGGAGGAGGGAGAGGCGCCAUGCCACCACCCGAACAAGAUCUCCGCGAUGAGACCCCAGAGCAAAGCCCAUAAAGCCGUCCCGCUCGCGGCUCCGGGGUCCACGCCGAGGAGGAACGAGGGCGGCCUGGGGGAACCGGAAGGCAGCGCCUCGCCGGACUCGCCCCUGGCCCGCUGGACCAAGUCCCUGCACUCGCUCCUGGGCGACCAGGACGGAGCCCACCUGUUCAGGACCUUCCUGGAGCGGGAGAAAUGCGUGGACACGCUGGACUUCUGGUUCGCCUGCAACGGGUUCAGGCAGAUGGACCUGCAGGAUACCAAAACGCUACGAGUUGCCAAAGCCAUCUACAAGCGGUACAUCGAGAACAACAGCAUCGUGGCCAAGCAGCUGAAGCCGGCCACGAAAACCUACAUACGGGAUAGUAUUAAGAAGCAGCAGAUAGACUCCGCGAUGUUUGACCAGGCGCAGACGGAGAUCCAAACCACCAUGGAGGAGAACGCCUACCAGAUGUUUUUGACGUCUGACAUAUACCUCGAGUACGUGCGCACCGGGUGCGAGAACCCCGGGCUCGUGCACGCGGGCGCGCUCGGGAGCCUGAAGGUGGUGUGCGGGUACCUGCCCACCCUGAACGAGGAGGAGGAGUGGAGCUGUCACGACUUCCGAGCCGAGGGGCUGCCUCCGGUGGUGGGGCUAUCGGCGAAAGCCCUGCGGGCCACCGCCUCGCUGCGGGCGGCGGAGGUGCUGGAGAGCGGACACAGGUCCUGCCGCCGCACUGACCCCGUUAGCCCCUACCACAUCAACUCCGGCUAUGGGUUCGCGCCCGCCACCAGCGCCAACGACAGCGAGAUGUCCAGCGACGUCCCGACCGACGACUCCCUGUCCAUGACCGACAGCAGCGUAGAUGGGAUCCCCCCCUACAGGAUGGGCAAGAAGCAGCUGCAACGCGAGAUGCACAGGAGCGUUAAAAUUAACGGACAAGUUUCUCUACCUCAUUUCCCCCGGACGCACCGCCUGCCCAAGGAGAUGAUGCCCGUGGAGCCGGCCGCCUUCGCCGCGGAGCUCAUCGCCCGGCUGGAGACGCUCAAGAGGGAGCAGGAGGCCAUGAGCAGCCUGGAGGAGCGGCUGCAGCAGAUCAAGGAGGAGGAAGAGAGAGACGAGGCCGAGCUGCUUCCUGCUGCCCGCGAGCUGCCCGCUGCUCACCACCCCCCCAGCUCCCUGGGGCUGCUGCCCGCCGGCGCCUACGAGGAGGACCCACAGGCCAUCCUGGACGAGCACCUGUCCCGGGUGCUGAAGACGCCGGGCUGCCAGUCCCCCGGCGUGGCCCGCCACUCGCCCCGCUCCCGCUCGCCGGACCACCCCUUCCACCGGGGCGGGGGCCCCAAGCUGCAGCCCCCCGCCCUGGGCUCCCCGUCCCUGCCCUACCCCCUGGGCUGCGGCGGCAACAAAGCCUUCGUCAGCAAGCAGUCCACCCGGCACGUCCACCACCACUACAUCCACCACCACUCGGGCCCCAAGACCAAGGAGCAGAUCGAGGUGGAGGCGGCCCAGAGGGUGCAGUGCCUGUGCCCCGGCAGCACAGACUACUGCUCCUACCCCAGGGGCAGAAGCCACCCCAAGGACCAGUGCGGGAGCCCCGCGGAGCCGUUCGCAGGGGGGCGCUCAGGCACGCUGUCCAAGAGGGCGUGCAAGGCCAGUGACGGCGUGGCGCAGCUGAACGGGGAGGGCAGCCUGCCUCCUACGCCCCUCCUGCUCCCCAGCGAUGGCACGGACCGGUCGCAGAACGUGUGGCAGUGGAUCCUGGAGAGCGAGAGGCAGAACAAGCACAAAGCCCACUGUGCCCCGGGAGUGAAGAAGGCCUACGGAAUGGAAUCGUCCCGGCCGGCAGCGGGCGAGAGGUGUGGCCGGCAGCACUCCUGGGCAGGCGGCAGCCACCCGCGGACCCACCAGCCCGCGCACCCCUUCAUCCAGGACCCCGCCAUGCCCCCCCUCCCUCCCCCCAACACCCUGGCGCAGCUGGAGGAGGCCUGCCGCCGCCUGGAAGAGGUCUCCAAGCCCCCCAAGCAGAGGCAUUCAACGUCAAGCCUUCAAAGAGAACGAAGUCACCCUGUGUCCUUCCAAAGUGGCACUGCACCUUUAUCAACUCCUGGGCUUCAAACAGAAGAGUACAAAGAGCCAAAGAAGCAGGCUGGUGCUCACAGCACACUGGGCACUGAGCUGGUCGUCACUUACUUCUUCUGUGGAGAGGAGAUUCCUUACCGCAGGAUGAUGAAGACACACAGCUUGACUCUGGGGCACUUCAAAGAGCAGCUUCGAAAAAAGGGCAAUUACAGGUACUACUUCAAGAAAGCCAGCGACGAGUUCGAGUGCGGCGCGGUGUUCGAGGAGGUCUGGGAUGACGGCACCGUCCUGCCCAUGUACGAGGGCAAAGUCCUGGGCAAAGUGGAAAGAGUCGACUGAGCGACGACAAGCUGGAGAACUCCUUUCACGAGACACAGCCCCGCGAAGAAAACGGACUCUUGAAGAAGCUAUGUUUUUUUUAAGCUAAAGAGGUUGAUCCAGGAGGCCGCAAGCAGAAGGAGGGCGGGCCAUUGAAGGCACGCGGGCCGGUGAAGUAGGAUUGACAGACGACUGUAAAACCGAUGAGCCUUAGAGCAGGGCGGCGCAGAGAGAGGGAGCUCCACACACGACCACUGUGGGCCAAGAGGAGGGACAGACUCUUCCUGCAGUGAGACUGUCUUACACGAGACUGUGGCUUUCUGGGGAUUUGCAACGUACUGACGUCAAACUGUAUCGCGUGUCUGUUGGUUCAUGUUGCGCUUAUUCAAAGCGGGCAUGCUUGUGCAUAUAUGCACAGUGUAUGUAUGCCGGCACACUUAUAAUGUUGCUUUUAAUCUAAAGUUUUAAUAUUUAUUUAACUCUCACGCCCCCCCCACCCACCCCCAGUCCUGUCAAGGGACAAGCUGCUUUCAUGGCCAGAGUCCUCAUGUCCCCAACACAAGGCCCGAGUGACACCCCACCCUGCCUGGCCGAGAGUCCAGGACUCACGCUUGCCACUGGUGUCCGAGUCGACCAGUCUUAACCUAUGCUGCUGAUGUACAAUGGAAUUGAAAAGCUUUUUCCCCGUCUUGCUGUGAACAGGAGUUUCGGAGUCGAAAGCUCCAUCGUACAUUGUAUCCAGUGCCUUUACUCGCGUGGCCCAGGAAUUGCACAGGAAAGUGAUCCGCCCGUUCAGAGAAGACUCCUGGAGCACAAACUGUCACUCCACAGACAAACUCUAAUAAACCAUUUGCGUUAAAGGAAGUAAAAAUAGCGAGCUUAUCAAUAUCCUGCUGCUCACACGUCCCAAGGACAGUCUCCGGUUGCUCUUGCCGAAUGCAGAGGCAUUGCAGAUGGCAGCAAAUUCUCAGACCUGUUUCUUUGAAAAAGUCACUCUGCAGUUCAAGUGGUUUUGUGUUGUAUCAUAGUACAGUGUAAUGGAAACGGGCUUCUGUACAUAUUGUAAAAAAGAAAUAAUUACACUCUUGCUAGUGUUUUAUUAGUGCAUACCUGUGCCUGCAAAGGUAAUCUGCCAUGCAUCACCCUGAUUCAGGGUUAAAUAUUCCCUUCAUUUACAGAAGGGUUUUAUGUUCAAGAGAUAUUUUUAUGCUUUUAUUACAAGUCUUGUAAUCAUGUUUUAUGUUUUUGGAUUUUUUUUCCAUGCCAUUUUU
This is a messenger RNA of Lepisosteus oculatus (spotted gar), 3801 nucleotides long. It is a transcript of the gene axin2, whose product is annotated as axin 2 (conductin, axil). Lineage: Eukaryota; Metazoa; Chordata; Actinopteri; Semionotiformes; Lepisosteidae. Gene Ontology annotation, molecular function: ubiquitin protein ligase binding; molecular adaptor activity; beta-catenin binding. Gene Ontology annotation, biological process: cell development; regulation of centromeric sister chromatid cohesion; positive regulation of proteasomal ubiquitin-dependent protein catabolic process. The record is from RefSeq and is a predicted model, not a curated record. Gene Ontology annotation, cellular component: nucleus; plasma membrane; beta-catenin destruction complex.